ACAGAAUUGAGGCCAAACCCCUUUUUGCUGGCUCCUCUCCAGCCAUGAAGACUUUUUAGAUUUUUUUUUUCUCCACGGGGAAAGUUAAUGAGUAACCCGGUGGAGGUGCAACCUUCAGCAGGCGUCAGAGAGACUCGCUAAGCGGUGACAAGAACAGAAGCAGAUCUUCCUUCCUGGGUUAGUUUGGAGUCCUGCUGUGUUUGCCGACUAUGGACAACCCAAACUUCCAGCCGUCCGGCUCGGCUCCCAAGCUGGACCAGGUGCAGGGUCAGGUGAACGAGGUGAAGGUGAUCCUGAGAGACAACAUCGACAAAGUGCUGGAAAGAGGCGACCGACUGGACGACCUGAUCGGCAAGACGGACGACCUGCAGGCCUCGGCCGACUCCUUCCAAAGGACCUCCACGCAGGUGGCCAGGAAGUACUGGUGGAAGAACAUCAAAAUGAUGAUCAUAAUCGGCGUGGUGGUGCUGGUCGUCCUCAUCCUCAUCAUCCUCUUUGCUACCAAUGUUAUUUAACUCAAUCGCCCUACGUCGGGAGGCCUGGAGGAAACUGAUUGUUAAACACUCCACACCACCUUCUCCCACUAAAUGAAUUAUUUUACCAAGGUUCAGAAAUCCAUGUCGUUUUAUUGGUUUCUCACACUUGCCUAUGUUGGAUACAUUAUCCAUGUGUGUGUACAGUGGAACCCUGAUUUACCAACCGCGCCAUUUGCGGACUUUUCCAUUUACACACUUUUAGAUGGAGCCAAUUGUGCCUCUGUGUGCCAACGUUUAUUCUGCGUUCCUCCUGCAAAUAAGAAAAGCAGGGCUCCAGCUUUUCACGUCACUUCUCAACACCGGUUUUCUGUGUUUCUACGCCUUUUGUCAAGUUUUGUCCAUUUUGCUGACUCGAUGAGUUCCCGAAACUCAACAAGCGGGCGCGGAAAGAAGGGAGUACAUUAAUGGAGCUCACAAGCAUGGGAGAAUUGACGAAGCGAGCUUCGUACCGCAGCAAGUUUUGACAGUUUUCUGGAAAAAGAUGCCAGAGCAGACUUAUUUCACCGCGGAGGAACGGACGCUACCUCUCGUUCCCUUUUCUUCUCUCAAGCUUCCUGUGCUGAUGUUAAUAUGGUUGUUAAACUUAAAGGCCUACUGAAAGCCACUACUACCGACCACGCAGUCUGAUAGUUUAUAUAUCAAUGAUGAAAUCUUAACAUUGCAACACAUGCCAAUACGGCCGGGUUAACUUAUAAAGUGCAAUUUUAAAUUUCCCGGGAAAUAUCCGGCUGAAACGUCUCGGUAUGAUGACGUAUGCGCGUGACGUAGUCAGUUAAACGGAAGUAUUGCUACCCCGUAGAAUCCUAUACAAAAAGCUCUAUUUUCAUUUCAUAAUUCCACAUUAUUCUGGACAUCUGUGUUGGUGAAUCUUUUGCAAUUUGUUUAAUGAACAAUGAAGGCUGCAAAGAAGAAAGUUGUAGGUGGGAUCGGUGUAUUAGCGGCGGACUACAGCAACACAACCGGAGGACUUUGUUGGAUAGCAGACGCGCUAGCCGGUGACCUCACCUUGACUUCCUACGUCUCCGGGCCCUACGUCUCCGGGCCGCCGACCGCAUCUGUGAUCGGGUGAAGUCCUUCGUCGCACCGUCGAUCGCUGGAACGCAGGUGAGCACGGGUGUUGAUGAGCAGAUGAAGGCUGGCUGGCGUAGGUGGAGAGCUAACGUUUUUAGCAUAGCUCUGUGAGGUCCGGUUGCUAAGUUAGCUUCAUUGGCGUCGUUAGCACAGCAUUGUUAACCUUCGCCAGCCUGGAAAGCAUUAACCGUGUAUUUACAUGUCCACGAUUUAAUAGUAUUGUUGAUUUUCUAUCUAUCCUUCCAGUCAGGGGUUUAUUUCUUUUGUUUCUAUAUGCAGUUAAAGCACGAUGCUAUCACGUUAGCUCGUAGCUAAAGUGUUUCACCGAUGUAUAGUCGUGGAGAUAAAAGGCACUGUGAAUGUCCAUUUCAGAGCAGAGCAGAGCGGAGCAGCUUUAUUUGUCCAUUCUUAACAUGUACAAGACAAAUAAGAACUGAAAUUACAUUUUCGGCACAAUCCCGCUAAACAGGGAGACAAGACGGGACCGCCAACGGAUCAGCCACUUAGGGCGCUCCUUAAAACAAUCGCGUUCUCGACUCUCAUUUUCAAGAGGAUAUAGUAUCCGAGGUGGUUUAAAAUACAAAUCCGUGAUCCACAAUAGAAAAAGGAGAGGGUGUGGAAUCCAAUGAGCCAGCUUGUACCUAAGUUACGGUCAGAGCGAAAAAAGAUAUGUCUGCACUCUAACGUUCCUCAUCCACGAAUCUUUCAUCCUCGCUCAAAUUAAUGGGGAAAUCGUCGCUUUCUCGGUCCGAAUCGCUCUCACUUCUGGCCGCCAUCACUGUAAACAAUAGGGAACUUUGCGGAAAUGUUCAGCUGACUACGUCACGCUCCUUCCGGUAGGGGCAAGGCUUUUUUUUGUCAGAUACCAAAAGUUGCGAUCUUUAUCGUGGUUGUUCUAUACUAAAUCCUUUCAGCAAAAAUAUGGCAAUAUCGCGAAAUGAUCAAGUAUGACACAUAGAAUAGAUCUGCUAUCCCCGUUUAAAUAAAAAAAAUUCAUUUCAGUAGGCCUUUAAGGAUGUGUGUGAUUUCUGAUCGUUUGUGAGGGCACCAAAACGGAUUUAUGUGGCAAAUUGGCUUGUUGUUUUUGUUUAAUAAAGAGAAAGUUGAUUCAUCCUUGUUAUGUUUGCUUGAUAUACAGUACUGUAUGGCACUUUAUAUUGUGUUCAAAGUGUACAAACCUUUGCUAAUAUACGGACUUUUGUCCAGGCUGAAACCCACUAUUGAUAUUUACAUUGUUUCUUAUACAAACUUUGUGGUUUAACAAGAACCAAUCCAGUUGGUAAACCGAGGUUCCACUCUAAAUGUUCUAUGUAAGACUGAUGAAUACGUGUCUUUGCUACCACAAGGCUGUAAAUAAGUGUCUCUAUGUCUACGUAAUAAAUGAAGUGAUUCACAAACAGCACGAAAGGACGUUAAGUACUAAAAACAAAAGGAUGAGAAGA
Entelurus aequoreus (snake pipefish) is the source of this 3049-nucleotide messenger RNA. RefSeq lists its product as uncharacterized. Lineage: Eukaryota; Metazoa; Chordata; Actinopteri; Syngnathiformes; Syngnathidae. Gene Ontology annotation, molecular function: SNAP receptor activity; syntaxin binding. The transcript has 3 exons. Gene Ontology annotation, cellular component: plasma membrane; SNARE complex. The record is from RefSeq and is a predicted model, not a curated record. Gene Ontology annotation, biological process: vesicle fusion; vesicle-mediated transport; SNARE complex assembly. The coding region runs from base 210 to 515 and encodes 101 amino acids.